GUUACUCCUUAGGGGAUGCCUAGAAGUAUUUAGGAUACCGCAAGCCAUUGGAAGAUCACCUCUAAAACUCCUGUACUCCAGUGAGUAAAGGUUCAAUGAUUGGAGGAGCUGAAGGAGAACGUGGAGCUAUUAUAACAUAGGAAGCACCACAAAGCGAUAAAAAGAGGGCAUUUAUUCCAAGAAAACAAUAUAAACCUUUCAAUUGAGGCCGAUUUUGUUUUGCUGCAUGAGUUGGCAGUGGGCAGACUGAGAUCACAGGACAUGGUUUCGGAAAUUCACAGGAGAGUACGUCCAUCCUAUUUUCACAUUCAUGUUCAAAAUUAUCAUUGCAGUCUAUAUUCCACAGGAUUGCUGAUUCAAUUACAGGGUUUGUUCCAUCGUCGAUUUUACCGACAAUUGAUGUAAGUAUCGGGUUUCCCAAUUCAACUAUUCAGGUUCCUCCUGCGAAAUCGGAUGACCCACUUAAAGGAGAUUUGAGAACUAACCUUAAAAGAACCAAUGAUGUUCUUGAUCAUUGUAGUGAAUCAGGACUUAAGAAUAAAGCAUGGGGCCAUAAAGAUCACACUUUGAGAUAUGCGAAUGUUGACCUUGAUGCCGCAGAUAAGUCGGAAAGUGAAUGCAGCCUUCACUCUUUUUCUACAAGUGGAGUUUCGUCGUUAAUGCCCAAGUCGUGGGUAUUGGGAUGCAAAAACGGCCAAAGUAGGUCUACGGCUCUACGUAUGGAACUGUGUUCAGAUAGCUAUAUGAACACACAUAAAGUAUGCGACUCGGUGGAAGUAACCUGUUGUAAACCAUCACUUUCAUGGCAGACCUCCCGGAAUGACUUUAAAACAUGCCCUUAUCCCUUGCCAAAACGCCAGCGCUUGUCCACAACAACGAACCUUAGUCCCUCAUUUACCUGUCGUUCUCGUUUGGGAACUACAUACGGAGGAGCUGCCAGUUGUCGUAAUGCUCGAGAGCUGUUCGAAUUCACUACGCCGUUGAAAUUUGAUUUAUAUUCAGAUCGAAAUUCUCAACUCCGAAGUAAUCCAACCGCUAAUUUGAGUUCUACUGCUCGGAGAAUUCUCGAGACAUUAGAGAAUCUUUCGGCUCCACUCACUUCGGGUUAUUUACAGUCCACCGUUCGAAAACAUGUUAAACAGGUCAAGACUCGUGAGAAAUCUCAUCGGUUUCCACCGUUCUCAAAAGGUUAUGAAAAAGUUGAUUCCUUUCGUAAAAAUUGCAAAAUGCAUUCAUUUUGUGAAAACGGAGCUCAAAAUCAUUUACAGUCUCAUGUCUCAUCGAAGCCAGCAGUAUUUCUUGAAAGAGUGCAAAAGCAGGGACAUGUCACUGUCGAAUGUCCCAAAAUCACUGUUAAGCCAAUCUCAGAUAUGUGUAAACGAGAAGACAAUUUACUACCUGUAUACACAUUCGCAGAUCCAAUUCACAAGUUUUCUCUGCAUGAUCACAAAACUGCCGUGUCACCCACAGCCCACCAUGAAUAUCUUUUCAGCUGUCCAAGUCGUUCGUGUUCUAGAUGCUCGACAGGGCUAAUUGGUUCGGAAUUCAGUUUACGACAAAUCACUACGGAAAGUAAUUCAAUCAAAUCAAAAAUUACAGAAAUUAAUGCAUGGCGUUGCGAAACUUGUUUGUUGGAGAAUUCAGACAAAAGGGUUGCAUGUCAAGGCUGUUCUAUUCCAAAAUCGAAACCUCAGCAUGCAGAAGAGUUAUAUUUUGUAUCGUCUGCCCCAACGUCUGUACAUACAGUGGAAACGUCAGUAUCAAGCUUAUCAGCAAUCAACAAAGAGGCUUCGCAAUGGGAGUGUCCUACGUGCAUGGUAUUUAAUGAACAAAAUGCUACCAAUUGCAUAUGCUGUCAAACUUUAAGGCCUACAAAUAUGUCAACAAGUGUGUGGUACUGUCCCACUUGUUUGGUAGAAAAUAAUAAAUCGGAUAAAUGCUGCUGUUGCUCUACAGUAAAACCUAAUGGAAAACCGAAUAGUCACACAAUUACAAAUAACUCAAGCUUAUCUAAAUUAGCUAGUCAACCGCUUGGCCAUUUCCAGUUCGGGUUUGGUGUACGAGGUCCUAAUAAUUCGGAGAAGUUGGAAGCUUUUCCUUCGAAUAACGUUCAUGAUUCUGAGCAAGACGAUAAGGUUCAUCCGAAUAAAGAAACGAAGUCUUCUGAUACAUUCAGUAAAUCACCUCAAAAAAAACAAUCAGAAUCACUUGCUUGUGGCGACUUUAUUCUACAGACAAAUCAUAUACCUCAACUCAAGUGGCCAUCUCAGUUUGAUAGUACUAACAGCAACAUUGACUUAAAGGGUAUCGAACCAAGUACUACAACUAGUGUACGUUCGUCCUUGGAGCAAACUCAGUUACUGAAUAGCACCGGUUUUAAAUUCACAUUCACCACCACUAAUAAUCUCGUGUCAGUUAACCCUACGAAUUCAAGUGUUCAGAAAAAUGAUGCGUUAUUAAGCACAUCAAAUCCAAGCAAUUCGGCAGCAGUAAACGUAUAUACGUGUAUUGCUCCUUCGGCGUUUCCCAAUCACCAGCAAACACCUGUAUUUAAUUUCGAUCCAGACUUUAGAAUGAGUGGCGGCGCAAUUUCAUUCACCAAUUCGCCUCAACCUUCAAAUUUUGUAGACUCAAACAAAGGGUAAGUUGAAAAUAUACCAGGUAAAUCGAGUAAGGCGGUAUUUAUGUGAUCACGAGAAAUAUUGUGUGAUGAAUAGUUUAAUUACCUCUGUGAUUCAAUAUUUUGUGCCACCUAAAUAUAUGCAUCAGUAACAAAAUAAUGUGCAUAUAGUCGCUACUUUGUAUUGUUUUUGUUCAACUGUGCUUAGCCAAUUGUUUAUUUUUCGGAAGCGCUAAUUUUAAGCAUAAGAAGAGACGUCGCUUAACACAGUAACACUCUGCACCAAACCAACGAUGAACUUGUCGUUGAAGAGGCUCGAUAGAAGACUGUCGCUCGUUUUAUAAUACGUGUCUAGACUGUGACCAGAAGAUUAGAAACUCACUAAUUAACUGCUUCGGUUUGGGCACCUGGGUAGUAUCACAGCCCUCGCACAAGUCAAAUGAGAUUUGUGUGGCACAUAUAUAUCUAGUUCCCCUUUGGACCAAUAUUUAUGUGCUUAAAUAAAAUAAAUUGCCUGGUUCACGAGGAUGAGUAACUGAAAUGUCCAACUAUCCUACAACUAUAUUGAAAUAUACCAUAAAAAGUCCAAUGUACGAAGUAGAACUAUGUUUAAUAGAGUUUGGAACACAAUCCAUAUUAUCGGUUCUGUUUAGCUUAAAAAUACUGUCAAUGAGCAUUAUUUUUAUAUCUGCAAUUGAAUGACUAAGGUCGUAUUAGUGAAAUGGUUGAGUUCAUUCAAUACAUCGUUUUUAUCUAAUGAAUCAUGACUCAAAAUCCGAUAGCACGCUUGACUUCCGUCACCCUGCAUCACUUAGUUUAAAUCUUCAUAAUUUUGGUGUUUAAUAGGUGUUAGUUUGUGUAACAUGAAAUGUUUAUUCACUGAUCUUUAUUUUCUAAUGUAUGCUGUAAAUUUAGUCCCACUGAUUCAUUGUACGACGUCUAUUGUCACCGCAUGUUCUCAUAAUCAUUACUGGUACAGAAUGACUUUCGUUUCGCUUAUGAACUGAAGCAAUCUGAGUUGAUACAAACACAUGUGUACUAAGUUUUACGUUACAAAUUUAAAGCUGUAACAGGUUAUUUGAUACAUCUGAUUAUGUCACUCAAGAAUUUUAAAGCUCAUGAAUAUAAAUUCUUAUCCUUUUUGUGAACUAGAGCUCAAGAAAAUGAAAUACGCAAGAAAGCUCAUGCAGUACGCCGCUUACGUAGAUGAGAUGGUCGAAACGCUAUUGAGUGUCUACUGGUGAAGAAACCGAACAUAACAUCUUAUCACAUGUUUGUACAUAAGGACUUACUGAAACGUACUAUUUGUAAAAAACAUUAAUUCCAUUACACGUUAUUAUUAAAUCAUCAAUUCCUUGUGCUAUUAAUAAUAACCUGUUAUCAUAAUAUCCGAAAUCCUCAUGAUAUUAACUAAAACUGAAUUGAGUAACUUUUGGUGAAACAUUUAGUGACCACUAUAAUAACCUGAAUGAUAUAUCACUCCCAUACAAAACGAGAUGAAAUAAGAUACGAAUGGAAGUAACAUACAUUGCUGUGCAAUCCUGCUUGAUGACCAAAUAUUCCGAAUGAUGAACAGCAAAAUACAUAAAGGAACAAGGUUCCCGUGGAUAUUGAUAGCAUCCGACUCAUUCGGUUUGUCGAUUGAUUGUGGCUAGCUUAUUACUGCUAAGUGACGAUGUAGUGUGUUGAAUUGGGAGAUGGAAACCGAUUAUAUUUCUCAUUCUCUCCGAUGUACCAAUGGGUUGGUAGUAUGCUCACUCACAUUUGCAGACAUCCAAGUUUCCUGGAUUCAACCAAUCACCUUAUUCAUGCUAAUGACAGUUAGAUGAGAAAGUUGCGAACUGUGUAGUGCUUCGGUUCGACUGGUCACAUUUUACCAAGGUAUAACAAGGGAUAAUUGAUGUGACUAUAUUUUUCAUGACACAAAAGCAGGAGAAGCUGUAUUGGAGACGAGACAAAGAGUGGAAUAACUAGGUUGACAAUUCAAGAUUUAGACAGUAUUAUGGCUAGUAGGUGAUCAAAUGAACUGACUUGAUUGGAUUAUUCUCACGCUGUGAACAAGUGUUCUUCUCAGAACUGUCAUGGUGAUUUUAUUGACCAAGUUUGUGAAAUGCAUCACCAAGUUUAUUACAUGAUGUAGUAUAAUCUGAUCAAUUGAUCACACCAUUUCAGUGUUUAUCCGUUGACAGAUCAUCUAUCAAGUGAACAAUCUUAUUAAGGAGCAUCUAAAAUGUUGCUUGAUGAGAACUUGUUCUUAUUGAGGAACAACGAAAUCCUUUAUGUACAACGAAGUGAGAAUAAAUCGCAUCAGGUGACGUGUCGAAUCUCCUCCUCACUAGUUUACAGAUAAGUGAUAAUUGAUUAGACAACGAGUGUAUGCAUACAUGGUGUGAGCACCGGUUGAAUACUAGUAUAUACACCCGUGACUGACUAGCUCUGUGAGGAAGUGAUAGUUCCUGGAAUAUAGUUAACCGAAUUCACAAGUGUGAGUGAUUGAUCAGAGGUGAUAUUGUCUCAGGUGUUAUUCGUAUGUCAGGUGUAAGGACACUGUUCUCAUGUAAAUAAUCCAACAUGCACACACAGAACCCUUUACGACGAGUUUGUGGCACCAGUUUGACUAGGAUGUGAUUAUUUGCUGCCUACUAUGGGAUUAAUUCACCAGGACACUGAAAUAUACGUUUGAAUGUGGUGUCAGUGUUCGCUCAAUACAGUGUGUUUUAAUAAACCGCGAGAAUUCGGAGAUUAACUUUUCUUAUCUGUUGUUUGCGUCAGAAUUGUCAUGGGAAGACUAAUUACGGUAAUUCACUAGUGUGAACAGAUGAGAAAGGAGAGUUAAAUGGUUCGAAGACCUGUUGGUACUAAAUUAAAUUAUCAAGUAGAAUGGUAAGAAUAUGUGUAUGGACGAAAAUAAUUCGAUAAUGAAUUAGGAGUGAUGCACUGGAUGAGUCAGUCUGAAUUGUGUUGCAAGACAUGUUGCAGGGAGGAGACAUCAAGUGACAAUCACCUCUCUUGAUGUCUUGGUCAGUGAAGUGUCAGACCACGUGUAGUUAUUCUGUCUGGUAUUGUGGUGGAUUAACACUACUCUUAGUAUUUUCUCUGGUUGGUUCCGAGGUGUGGUUGAUGGGAACAGGGUUCCUGUGGAUAUUGAUAGCAUCCGACU
Messenger RNA from Schistosoma rodhaini, 5780 nucleotides. Lineage: Eukaryota; Metazoa; Platyhelminthes; Trematoda; Strigeidida; Schistosomatidae. The record is from the annotation of a GenBank genome assembly.